Gamsiella multidivaricata is the source of this 984-nucleotide messenger RNA. Its product is annotated as triose-phosphate transporter family-domain-containing protein. Gene Ontology annotation, cellular component: endoplasmic reticulum; Golgi apparatus. The annotation marks the transcript as partial. Lineage: Eukaryota; Fungi; Mortierellomycota; Mortierellomycetes; Mortierellales; Mortierellaceae. Gene Ontology annotation, molecular function: phosphoenolpyruvate transmembrane transporter activity; antiporter activity. The transcript has 2 exons. The record is from RefSeq and is a predicted model, not a curated record. Gene Ontology annotation, biological process: phosphoenolpyruvate transmembrane import into Golgi lumen.
UUGCUCUGUCUGCUUUGGUACCUGUCCUCGGCCGUGACCAAUAACAUUGGCAAGCAGAUCAUGAACCAGUUCCGAUACCCCGUCACCUUGACGUUUGUCCAGUUCGUGUUCGUGUCGAUCUUCUGCUUCGUGUCAGGGGCUGGAUUCAGGAUGACGACGAUCCGAAGACCAACUGUAGGCAUCGUGCAGAUGACCGCACCGUUGGUCGGUUUCCAGGUUGUGGGACACGUCUUCUCGAGUGUCGCCAUUAGUCAUGUCCCUCUGAGCGUCGUACAUACCAUCAAGGCACUUUCACCCCUGUUUACUGUCGUGUUUUACCGCAUCAUUCUUGGAACGACCUACAGCAGAGAGGUCUAUAUCUCACUGGUGCCUCUGACUGCAGGAGUGAUGCUCGCCUGCCGACUCUCGCUCGAGUUCAACAACCUUGUCGGUCUGGUCUGUGCUCUUGCCUCGACCCUUGUCUUUGUGACCCAGAAUGUGUUCACGAAGAAGAUCCUGUUCAGCACCAAGGCCAAGCAGGACAAACUUGGGGGACUCGGAAACAAGGAGGCAACCAAGGAAGAUCCUGUGGAUGAGAUUGGACCCAGUAACGCCCAAAAGCUGGAUAAGCUCAACAUUCUGUUCUACUCAUCCACGAUGGCCGCCAUCUGCAUGAUCCCUAUCUGGCUCUAUGCUGAGGGCAUGGGGCUCAUGUUCCCAGACGAAGCCGGGGUCUACCAUCAUGCUAGUGGUCACACUUCAGGAUUCUGGGGCGUCUCCUGGCUGCUGUUCCUGAACGGCGUCUCGCACUUUUUCCAGAACAUCUUUGCGUUCUCAGUCCUGGCGCUCACUUCUCCUGUCACGUACUCGAUUGCAUCUUUGAUCAAGCGUAUUGUGGUCAUUGUGGCGAGUAUCGUCUACUUCCAUCAGACGUUAGGCGCCACUCAAUGGACUGGUGUCUGUUUGACCUUCUGGGGCUUGUGGUUGUACAACUCGGCCAAGAAC